Molecule: messenger RNA, 1533 nt
Organism: Pistacia vera
Lineage: Eukaryota; Viridiplantae; Streptophyta; Magnoliopsida; Sapindales; Anacardiaceae
Product: UPF0481 protein At3g47200-like
Exons: 3
Coding region: 135-1217 (360 amino acids)
Source: RefSeq, a predicted model, not a curated record
AUGUCAUUAUGCUCUUUCCCUGCACUUCAACAUUUCAUUACUGACUUUUGAGAUUUCAGUGUUUUUGUGCACUACGGGCUAUAGAUCGGGGCAGGGUGAUUUAAGGCUGCAGGAUAUCGAUCAUAAAAUUAUUGAUGGAGAAUGGUGAAACAAGACUUCAACAAACGGAAAUAAGCACAGUGAUUGACAUACAAGAGUCUGACUCAGACUUCGAAGGAAGUAAACAAAUGGAAAGAAGCAAUGAUGAUGCGGUGACUGACAUUAAAGUUGAAGGCCCGGACUCGGUAUUGGAAGCAAGUGAAAAUAUAGAGAGAAUUGAUGAUGAUGCGGUGAUUGACAUUAUUGAAGUUGAAGACCCAGGCUCAGAAUUGGAAGCAAGUGAACAAAUGGGAAGACGUGAUGAGGAUGCAGUGAUUGACGUGGGAGACCCGUACUUAGAAUUGGAAACUUAUCUAAUGAAUGAACUGGAAUCUUUGCAUCCUUUAUCUGAAAAAUGCACCAUCCAUUGUGUUCAAGAGAAUGUACGCCGGCUAGAUGAAAAAGCUUACACACCCCGAAUAGUCUCUAUUGGUCCGAUUCAUCAUGGUAAACUAGAGUUAAAAGCUAUGGAAGAGUAUAAAAGAAGAUACUUACAACAGUUUCUUGAAAGAACUAAUCAGUUGAAAGAGAAACCAGAAAUUCUAACAACACCAACAGUAAAAGAACUAUAUCAAGCUGGAGUGAAGUUUAAGUUGGGGUUAAGCAAAAACUUAUUUGAUAUAAAAUUUCACAAUGGAAUAUUAGAAAUUCCACGAUUCACAGUAGUAAGUUCCCUGGAAAAUGUUUGGAAAAAUCUUUUGGCCUUUGAGCAUAGUCAAUGCGACGAUGAUCUCUUAAAUGACUAUAUUAUCAUCAUGAAUUAUCUUGUUAACACUCCCAAGGAUGUGGAUAUACUUGUCCAACAUAAAAUUAUUCAAAAUCCAGUAGGAGAUUGUGAACUGGUGUCAAGUCUAUUACACCGCCUUAAUCAACGGCCUGUUUUCAGUUCUCGUUUCCUUUAUUCUUCUCUUGUGGAAGAGCUGAACGAGUACUGCAGAAGACCAUCGCACCGGUGGAAGGCAACCUUGAAACAAGAUUAUUUCAAAACUCCAUGGACCACCGUUUCUGUAAUUGCUGCUACUAUUCUCCUCAUACUCACUGUAAUUCAAACCAUAUGCUCUAUCCUCCAGGUUAAAUAGGUUAUAAUAGAUAAUUACUGUGUUUUUCUUUCAUGCCAACUUCUUUCUCCAUGGCAAUAUUUAUUUCUAUGAAAAUGGAUUCCUUUAUUGUGCUUGUAGUGAAAGUUUAUUCAAAGUAAUUUAAGCUCGUGUUUGCUGUAAUUUCAGCUUUGUUUAACACACAAUAUACAGUAGAAAAGAAGAUUGAAAGUCAAGAUAAUUUCUGAGUCAAAUAUUACUUGAGCUUGGAGACAGAGAAGAAAUUAGAGGAAUAAACUAUGCAGAGCACUGUAUUUAACUGCUCUAGAUGAUUUAAAUCUUGAUUUUAUGGUUUUAG